Molecule: messenger RNA, 2603 nt
Organism: Vigna unguiculata (cowpea)
Lineage: Eukaryota; Viridiplantae; Streptophyta; Magnoliopsida; Fabales; Fabaceae
Product: amine oxidase [copper-containing] gamma 2-like
Biological process (GO): amine metabolic process
Molecular function (GO): copper ion binding; quinone binding; primary methylamine oxidase activity
Source: RefSeq, a predicted model, not a curated record
AGCAUGACUAGAUAGCAAGUGUCUGAAUCAGAAUCCUGGUUUAUUUUAAUUUGCAAAAAAACUAAGUUGUUAUAGAGAGAUUCCUCCAAUUUUCAACUUCCACCGUGACCAUACUCACGUGAAGCUUUGUCAAGAUAGAGAGUGUGUACUUCAACAACAAGAGUACACAAACUCUCUCAACAACACCAGUGAUAUCUGUGUAUCCAUGGAGGCCAAGAACUUGUGGCGCUUCCUGGUUCUUUCAACUGGCGUGGCAAUAAUUUCACUUCUUAGCUGGCUUCACCUUCCAUCAUCAUCAUCUUCCAACAAGGAGGUUCUGAACUGCAACCUUUACUCUGGAUGGUGCACCUCAAAGAACCGCUUCUAUUCCUCAGCACGGCCUAAGGAAAUCAAGAAUCCAUCACUUUCCACUCACGACCACCGGUCAGAAAUCCCUCAACACCCUCUUGACCCUCUAACAAUCCAAGAGUUCAACAGGGUCAGAACCAUCCUCUCUUCUCACCCUCUCUUCAAGUCAUCAUCCAGCUACACUCUAAACUCUGUGGUCCUUGAAGAACCAGACAAAAAACUAGUCCUCAAAUGGAAAAAGGGUGAUCCACCCUUGCCAAGAAAAGCUUCCGUGGUUGCAGCUUUGAAGGGGGUCUCUCAUGUGCUCACUGUGGACCUCGAAAUCAGCCAGGUGACAAGCCACGAAACUGGCUCAGCCUCGGGGUACCCCACCAUGACUGUGGAAGAAAUGGUGGGGGUGCUGGAGGUUCCCCUCAAGAGCACCGAGUUCAACCGUUCAAUCACCAAACGCGGUGUGAAUUUAGCAGACCUGGCUUGCUUGCCAAUCUCUUCAGGGUGGUAUGGGACACCGGUGGAGGAGAAUAGAAGGUUGAUCAAGGUGCAGUGCUAUUCCAAAGAAGGCACUGUGAACUUCUACAUGAAACCUAUUGAGGGUGUCACUGCCUUGGUUGACAUAGAUAGAAAAGAGGUGCUGGCUAUUUCAGAUGAUGGCCAAAACAUCCCUGUGGCUAGUGGUGCCAACACUGAUUACCGUUACUCCGUUCAGAAGCUGAAUGGGGAGUUGAGGCUGCUGAAUCCAAUAUCCUUGGAGCAACCUAAAGGUCCAAGCUUUACUGUUGAUGGGCACUUGGUGAAGUGGGCAAACUGGGAAUUUCACCUCAGACCUGACCCAAGAGCAGGGACCAUAAUUUCACAGGUCAAGGUGAGGGACCCUGACACAUCAAAGAUGAGAAAUGUCAUGUACAAAGGUUUCACCUCUGAGCUAUUUGUGCCUUACAUGGAUCCCACAGAAGGGUGGUACUUUAAGACAUAUAUGGAUGCUGGUGAGUAUGGAUUUGGGUUGCAAGCAAUGCCAUUGGACCCCUUGAAUGAUUGCCCUCGGAAUGCUUACUACAUGGAUGGUGUGUUUGCAUCUUCUGAUGGAACACCUUAUCUCCAACCCAACAUGAUUUGCAUCUUUGAGAGUUAUGCUGGUGACAUUGCUUGGAGACAUGCUGAGUGCCCCAUCACUGACCUCAAGGUUACUGAAGUGAGGCCGAAGGUGACACUAGUUGUGAGGAUGGCAGCUGCAGUGGCAAACUAUGACUACAUCGUGGAUUGGGAGUUUCAAACCGACGGGCUAAUCAGAUCAAAGGUUGGACUGAGUGGUAUCUUGAUGGUGAAAGGAACUACCUAUGAGAACAUGGACAAAGUUCCCUACCAAGACUAUCUUUAUGGAACCCUUUUGAGCGAAAACAUUAUUGGUGUAAUCCAUGAUCACUAUAUCACAUAUCACCUAGACAUGGACGUUGAUGGGUCAGACAAUUCAUUUGUUAAGGUGAACUUAAAGAAGCAAGAGACGAGUUCAGAAGAAUCACCCAGAAAGAGUUAUUUGAAAGCAGUUAAAAAAGUGGCAAAGACAGAGAAAGAUGCUCAAAUUAGACUUCAACUGUAUGAGCCAUCUGAGUUUCAUGUGGUGAAUCCAUUGAAGAAAACAAGGGUAGGGAACCCUGUUGGGUACAAAUUGGUUCCAGGUGCCACAGCAGGUAGCUUGCUGGAUCCAGAAGACCCACCACAGAAAAGAGCAGCCUUUACCAAUAAUCAAAUAUGGGUCACCCCUUACAACAAGAGUGAGCAAUGGGCCGGUGGCUUAUUCGUUUAUCAGAGCAAAGGAGAUGAUACUCUUCAAGUGUGGUCCAACAGGGAUCGUGGAAUUGAGAAUAAGGACAUAGUAUUGUGGUACACAAUAGGAUUUCAUCACAUACCAUGCCAAGAGGACUACCCUAUAAUGCCUACUGUGUCAUCAAGUUUUGAUUUGAAGCCUGUUAAUUUCUUUGAGAGAAAUCCGAUCCUUGGAGUGCCUCCUAAUUUUGAGGAAGAUUUACCUGUUUGCCAGGCUCAUAAAUCAGCUUGACCUAGAUGCAUGCUUUAUUUAUACAUCAAGAAAAUAUUGUGCCCAAACAUAUAUUUAAAUAACUAGUAAGGACACCCAAAAUUUGGACUAUCAUGUUAUACUUUUAAAAUUUUAGAAGGUGACUUGAAUCCAAAAUGUAUAUUGUAUUAUCCUGGUCGAUAUUAUUAGUUUAAAUAAAUCAAUAUAGAAAAUUUAUAAUUAA